Hibiscus syriacus is the source of this 406-nucleotide messenger RNA. RefSeq names its product UPF0057 membrane protein At4g30660-like. The coding region runs from base 47 to 277 and encodes 76 amino acids. The record is from RefSeq and is a predicted model, not a curated record. NCBI's taxonomy places the organism in Eukaryota, Viridiplantae, Streptophyta, Magnoliopsida, Malvales, Malvaceae. The transcript has 2 exons. Gene Ontology annotation, cellular component: membrane.
AGUUGAACCACUUUAAUUACUCGAUCACAAUCGCCAAAAAAAAAAGAUGCCUUCAAGCUGCGAAAUCUGUUGUGAACUGCUCAUCGCCAUUUUGUUCCCUCCUUUGGGUGUUUGCUUAAGGCACGGUUGUUGCAGCGUAGAGUUUUGUAUUUGUUUGAUUUUAACGAUUCUGGGUUAUGUUCCUGGGAUAAUCUAUGCUCUUUACGCCAUUGUUUUUGCGAAUCGAGAUGAGUACUUUGACGAGUACCGGCGACCACUUUAUUAUUCAAGUGCUUAGUAUUGUUUAAUUAUGAAUGUUUGUGAUGCUCUAAGCUUUGGUUUGAUUUUUGAUGUGUUGCUGCUCUUUGACUGAUCUUGAUGUACUUAUGCUGUUAUGAAUGAUAAUGGAUCUUUGGUCUUUCAUUUU